Molecule: messenger RNA, 4940 nt
Organism: Physcomitrium patens
Lineage: Eukaryota; Viridiplantae; Streptophyta; Bryopsida; Funariales; Funariaceae
Product: histone-lysine N-methyltransferase ATX3
Biological process (GO): regulation of transcription by RNA polymerase II
Molecular function (GO): protein binding
Source: RefSeq, a predicted model, not a curated record
GGCCUUCUUCUGGUCCUUUCUUCCUGUUGUCUUUGUUGUGUGCUUCUGCAAUCGACGUUGAGCCUGCACUCGCAUCCCGGAGACGAGCACGCCGUGAAGGGGUUCGAGUUCGGCGUCGGCGUUGGAGCGUCAAAGCGCGCACGUGUAGGGUGUUCUUGCGUGGCCAUCGGUGCCGGGAGGCGCGGACAGUGCAGUUUGGAGUUGGCGGUGGCGUUGGUUGGAUGUCGCGUGGUGGACUUUUCCCCGGACUAAUGAGGCGUGCAAGAAUUGGAGUGGCAUGGUGGCAGGAUUUUCCUAGCGUUGUCGAUUUGAGAUAGGGUUGAGGGAGCGUCGCGCGGCGAGGGCGGGUGCUGCGAUCGUGAGAGGAGAGUAAGAGAGCGGGGUAGCGCCUGAGAGCGAGCGAGUGCGGGCGUGAGGAUGGGAAGAGGGGAGGUAGCGCUUGGUUUGAUGGGAGUGAAAUUGCGUCUUUUAAAGUGGAGGAGAUCGUUGCGCGGCAUCGCGCUGCUUUGAGAGUCUGAUUCAGCUGCGGCGAAAUCCUUAAUGAGCUACUCUUGCGAACCAUUCCGCAGAUUAGAGAAAAUAGAAUUCGUUCGCGCGUUCGGGAUCUCAGAGAGCCGCUUGCUUAUGGCGGCAGAAGAAGGGAUUACAGAUGUUGGCCAAUCUCUUGAGACAAUCACCUCCCCGAGUAAGCGGGAGCCAUUUGAGGGUGCGGAGAAAGAACCUGCUCCAUUGACUCCUGAAAAAUUAGACAUUGUUGAUAAGGAUACUAUGGAUGUAAGACUACGUGCAAUUGAAAGCAAAGCUGACGGGAAUCAGUUCUGUACCUCUCCACCUGAACCAUCGAUUCCUGACAGCUUGUCUUUGGGCGUAUCAGAAGCCAUUCCAUCAGGUGGUGUUGAAGCAAGUGAUUCUUCAACUGGAAAGCCCGAGGUUUGUGUGUUAUCAAGAGUAGCGGAACGGCAGUUGGCGAAAUGUAGUUUGACUGCUGAGGAUUGCAAUUUGAGAUCCACACCUUUUGGAAAUCGACGCCUUGUAAAUAGUGUGCUUGCAGGUGGCCUUGGUGUGCUGGUGGAGGCUGCACAGGUUGCAUCAGGUUCUUCUUUUUCAGCCAAGAAGAAGCAUCCUGAAGGACAUGGUCAUGUUGGGAGUUGUUACGGUGCAGUUUCAAUGCCUACAAAGAGGAAGGCGUAUGACAGACAAGUUGAAGUAGCAGUCCCCAAAAGAAAGGUCAUAAGACGUGGCCAUCGCAGGUCCUUGAGUUCUGGUAUGGAGUCAGAGUGUGGUGAGGCAGCAGAAAGCGAGUUCUCACGGGCUCAUGUAUCAGUCCCUGUUAUGCAAAUAUCGUGUCCAUUGCGAGGAAGUUGGAAUCCUCAGAUCUUACCCAGCAAAGAGGAUGGUAACAAGGAUGUCGGUUCUGCUAGCAGCUCCCCUUGUAGUGCAAAAUCUAUAUUGUCACCUGGUUUAAAGAAGGGGAUUGGUUCCAGAUGGGGUCACGACGAAGAGACAAAGCCUCCACGACCAUCAGGUGUUUUGAUAAGACAAGGGGAUGCGGGGGUUGCCAAAGUUGCUGUUGCGGUCGUCGAAGAAUCAUUUGACUUUGACAGUGAGGAAACUGAUGACGAUGCACCACCUUCGAAGGCCACAAACGAGCCCAGCGCUCUCGUACAGUCGAAACGAGGACGUGCGCAGGCCUUGCCUUCAAGAUUCAAAGACUCAGUGGUUGAACCUUUGAAGAAAGGAGCCAAGGUCGCGAAAGGCCAGUCUCACGACGUAGAAGUCCGGGAUGGCACACCCAUGUGCUUACCCCCAAAUUUGAAGAAGCGUGUGAAAGGUGUCGGCCAAGAGACCAAUGGCCCUGCUCAUGUUCUGAAGAAGGUCCGCAAAAAUCAAGAACACACGAUCAUUCCUGAGGUGUCCUUGGAUUAUCAUGCAUUCGGUGAGUUCGGGAACAGAAAGGAUAGCCCGUCAAGAUCAUUUCAGGGACCUGGGGAGCUGGAUGGUCUGGACUCUGAACUGAAAGGAAGCAGAGGUACCAAUUCGUCUGAUGCGUACAGUCUGGAAGAUUUCGAUUUAGGAGAGAUUGUCUGGGCAAAGUCCGGAAAAAGAAACGAUCCUGUUUGGCCUGCCAGGGUUAUCGAUCCAUUUAGAGAAGCCCCGCCCAUGGUCCGUGAGUUGUCGUUGCCAAAUAGUCUGUGCGUCAUGUUCUAUGGGCCAUCAUCAUCUAAAGGAAAACAUUCACGGGAUUAUGCUUGGGUGAAGCAAGGAAUGAUAUUUCCCUUCAAUGCCUAUUUGGAAAGAUUUCAGUCGCAAACUCAACUGAAUAGAAGUCGCCCAGUUGAUUUCAGACAAGCCAUUAGUGAAGCUAAACUUGCUGAUCUGGGUUAUGAGGAGGGCCACGAUGCCUUACCAGGCAAAGUGCAUCCUUCCAUGGCUUCGACUGUGACUAGAUCUUCUGUGUUGGAAUCAGAAGAGCCAGAAGAUGAUGUUUCUAUUGGGUUUGAAAAGUCGAUGCAGAGUGCACCUGUCAAGGCAACAGCUGGUAGUGGGAAAGCAAAACGAGUUUGUCCUGGUUGUGGAGUUCAAUUAUCCGUGGGUAAAAAGGAAUCUGCUAAGGAAACCCCACUUUGCAAGCACUGCGUAAAGCUAUACAAGUCAAAGCAGUAUUGUGGCGCCUGCAAAAAAGUUUGGCUUCCGAAUGACAAAAGCAGCUUUGCACAAUGCGAUUCAUGCCAGAUUUGGGUGCAUGCAGAUUGUGAUAAGCUUACAGCCAAAAAGUUAAAGGAGUUGGCUGAAGGAGGUUCAUAUCUUUGCCCAGAAUGCAGAAAGUUGCAUGGCUCAGGAAAUUUGAAAAAGCGCAAAUUAGCUGACAAGAUUGGGACAGGCCCUACCUCAUAUAUUGUCCCUGAGAGGUUGGCUGUUAUCUGCACGCAUGUAGAGGGUGAUUACUUGCCAAAUAAGCACGAGGUUAUCUGCAAGUGUAGUAGCUGCCUGGGUACUAAACAUCCCAUGAGGCCAUCGGAGUGGGAACGUCAUACAGGAUGUCGGAAAAAGAAGUGGAAAGAAAGCAUUCGCGUGAAAAAUCAGGAACAACCUCUAUUUGCAUGGUUGAAAGACAUGUUGAGUAAUGGCGCUAUUGGAUUGGCCUUUGAAGGACCUGAUCUCGUUCCAACCAGAACCAAGGAGCAGGCACUGCUUGCCACUCUUGAUCAACCGUAUGAGCCUGUGGACACUACCUGGACAUCAGAGAGAUGUGCUGUGUGUCGUAUGGUUGAAGAUUGGCACCAUAAUAAGAUGAUUAUUUGCAAUCGGUGCCAGAUAGCGGUACACGAGGAGUGCUAUGGUGUAAGGGCAUCAGAUAGUGUAGGAUCAUGGGUAUGCAGAGCUUGUGAAACCCCAGACGUUGAGCGAGAGUGCUGCCUGUGUCCCGUUAGGGGUGGGGCAUUGAAGCCGUCGAAUACUGCGAAUUUGUGGGUGCAUGUGACCUGUGCAUGGUUUGUACCCGAGGUGAAGUUUAAGAACAUUGUUAAAAUGGAACCCGCUGAAGGCCUCACCAACGUACAUUUAAGUACGUUUCAGCAGAAAUGUGGAAUAUGUAAACAAGUUCAUGGUGUCUGUGUAUCUUGUGCCCACAAAAAUUGCCGAAGAUCGUUUCAUAUCAUGUGUGCAUUCAAAUCUUGCUACCACAUGGAGAUGAAGGCGGUGACUAAAAAUGGACUUGAAAUGACACAGAUGAAUCUGUUUUGCAGCAUACACAGGACUCCAAAUCCAGACAUGCACCUCAUGUUAAAAUCACCAUCGGGUAAGAUCCCCGUUAAAAGGGACGCGGCACAUCCAAGUGGGUCGGAGAGUGUUGUUAGUUUAUUUGGAGGUUAUGCCUCAGGUACUGGAAACACAUCGUUGGAGCACACCAGAAGUGUCACGAAUUCAGUAGCAGCAAGAUGUCUGCCUUAUUCCACCUAUGACGCGAAGGCCAAAUAUAAGAAGCGAGGAAAAGCUAUCGCAUAUCGAGUGUCGGGUGUCAGCUGGAAUACUAUUGAGAACAUCAAUAGUUUGAGGGAUUUUGCUGUGCUGGACCAGCGAAAGGUCUUCACAAACGAAGAACGGCUUAAAUUCCUCCAGAAAACAGAGAAGAAAACUGUAUGUUUUGGCAAGUCUGCAAUUCAUGGAUGGGGCCUCUUUUCUCGACGUGCAAUCCAGGAGGGAGAAAUGGUUAUAGAGUACAGAGGAGAACGUGUGCGUGGCAGCGUUGCAGACCUUCGUGAGAUCCGGUACCAUAAGGAGGGAAAAGAUUGCUAUUUGUUCAAAAUUAACGAGGAGAUUGUUAUUGAUGCCACCGACAAAGGCAACAUUGCACGUCUUAUUAAUCAUUCUUGUGAUCCGAGCUGUUACGCUAAGAUUCUCGACUUUCAGAGGGAUGAUGGGGAGGGAGACAGCCGGAUUGUUCUCAUUGCACGAAAAUACAUUGCAGCUGGAGAGGAACUGACAUACAAUUAUCGAUUUGAUGAGGAGGAUACACAAAAAGUGCCGUGCCUUUGUGGAUCAUCAAAUUGUCGAAAAUACAUGAAUUAGGAGAUGCACUUUCUUACAUUGUUGAUGGGAGACCAGGUUAUUGCUUUACAUAGAACAGGCUUUUUUUAGCAUUCUUCUGUGGUUAGUCCUAGACAUCUGAGUAGAAAUAAGCAAUUAUUUUAUAGCUUAUCUUGCAGCAGAUUAUCAUGUAGGCGUGCAUGUUCUUUUCAGAACGACUUUGUGAGCACCAAAGUUCACGUAAGACAGUUCCAUGCCCUUAGGAAACUUGAGUUGCUACUGGAACAAGACACUGCAGGUCAAUUACCUCGCUCCACCUUUGUAUACUUUUUGACCCCUGUAAAUUCCGAUUGUAAGAGUUGGGCCAGUAUUGCCAUGAAGUGGGUGAUCUCCUUCUCCUAUGUUGUACGCAA